AUGCAGUUCAGUAAAUCACUCGCCUUCCUCGUAGCCACUCUGGCAACUUCGCUCACCGUUGCUCGGACUGCCAAUCCGCCCGGAAACUGGGGUGUCCUCCUCUUCCCCAAUUUCGCGGCAUUAGACGUCUUCGGGCCCAUAGAAGCCCUCAACCUGCUCUCCGAAACAGUCCCCCUCAACCUCUCCCUCAUCGCCAAAACGCUCGACCCCGUACCCACUCAACCGCACGUACUAGGCGAAGUGUCCAACUUCACCCAGUCCGUCGUGCCCACGCAUACGCUGGCCAACGCGCCAUCGGACAUCGAAGACUUGCGAGACGAAAUCGCUUUCAUUCGCGACACGUAUCCGCGAUUGAAGUACCUCAUCGCCGUGUGCACUGGAGCAUGGUUGGCUGCGGACUCGGGGGUGUUGGAUGGCCACAAUGCCACCACCAACAAAGCAGCUUGGGCGGAGAGACCAGUGAACAACACUGUCAAUUGGAUCGCCCACGCACGCUGGGUGGUUGACGGGAAUAUUUGGACCAGCUCUGGGAUCAGUGCAGGGAUCGAUGCAGCAUUGGCGUUCGUGGGGGAGAUUUAUGGCGAGGGACUUGCGACCGACAUCGCGAACGCCAUGGAGUACGAGAGAAACACAGACCCGACCAGGGAUCCGUUCGCAGACUUGUACGGACUUUGA
Messenger RNA from Pleurotus ostreatus (oyster mushroom), 675 nucleotides. RefSeq lists its product as uncharacterized. Bases 1 to 675 code for a protein of 224 amino acids. The transcript is spliced from 2 exons. The record is from RefSeq and is a predicted model, not a curated record. Lineage: Eukaryota; Fungi; Basidiomycota; Agaricomycetes; Agaricales; Pleurotaceae.